AUGGAUGUUUGGAGUAUGCCAGUCGGAGUUUCAUUGACUCCAUCAUUAACUCCUGAUACUAUUGUUGCUUCGAGUUCAUCAGCACCAGCAUCUUCAUCACACUCAGAAUGUUCCACUUCACCUGACAGAGAAUUGGUCUUCGAUGAAAUCAAAGAUAAGGUGGAUCUUGGAUGUGAAAAGCUACAGAAUGAUCUUCUUGGAAUUGGUAUACUUCUUUCAAGUGAGGAAAUUGCUGAACAAUAUGUCAAAAGUUGUCCUUACUCAAAAGCUAUUGAAGUUUUAAGAGAAAAUAUAAAGAUUGAGAAAAAAAUAAGACAGAUUGCAAAAGCUGUAAGAAGACGUGUAAGAGUUGAGAUAAAUAAUACACCUGAUUCAUUAUUAUCAUCAAAAGUAUUAAAUGAAUCAACAAAUAGUGUUAAUGUUUCUUCACUUAAAACUCCAGUUACAUCCAGAAUCUUUAAAAACAAAUUUUGGGGAGUUUGCAAAGAUCUUGGGUUUAAUGAAAGGUCUCCCUUUUGUGAAGGAAGUGUAACAACAAAAAUCACAAAAGAUAAAAGAAGACCUGGAGAGACUGUUUCAAAAUAUAGGUGUACUAAAUGUUACAAAGAACAAAGCCAACAAAAGCCAUUAAUUUCUUUUAAAGAUGGUUCAGUUUACCAAGAUACAUCUUUUAAUAAUACUCCAGAGACUACGCCCAGUCCUGAUCCAGAGAUAUCAAGAGAAAUCAAGAAAGAAUAUAUAUCAAUUGGGUACAGAGAAUGUAUUUACAUUUUGUGGUCAUUUUCAAUGUUAACACCUAUCGAAUCUUGUUAUUUAUUUGGAAAAACACUAAACUAUAUCCUUGAGAAAGAAGAUUACCAUCGUUGGUAUGUUGCCUUAAAAUGUUUAGUUGUGAAAGUUAGUUCAAUUCAACCAAAAAUUGGAGGUCCUGAAAAAAAUGUUCACAUUCUAACUCAACCAUUUACAAAAAUCGCGGAUAAAAUUAGAUAUGCUACAAAAGGUACAAAUUUGUUUGAUGAUAUUAUGGGUAAAAAAUAUGCAAAAGUAGAUUAUGGGUUUGUUGGUAUAUUAUUAGAUAAUCAAAUAGAUCAAUGUCGGAUGAAGCAUUUCGUUAAUAAUGAAGAUUUUGUAAGUUACAUUCAGAAUAACGUUACUGAUGAAGCAACACUUAUUUUUGACGCCACAUCAAUUACUGCUUAUGUACUUUUCUUAAGUAGUGAUUCUAAAUAUAAAUAUCAGAUUGUUACUUCCCCGAACAAAGAUAUAGAAGUUAAAUUGGACGUCUUUAAACAACAUAUAUGUGCAAUUAAUUUUAAUAUGCAAACAGAAAAUAUAAAUGACAAAGAUUCGAACGAUUAUAUCAAUUCAUCCCUCAGUGCAUUAUCUUUUUUCUACAACGAAACAAAAUUCAAGACCAAUUUUGGUUUUAACAGCCUUUUGGCGCAAAUCAGUUUUAAUCUCUAA
Messenger RNA from Strongyloides ratti, 1464 nucleotides. RefSeq lists its product as hypothetical. The record is from RefSeq and is a predicted model, not a curated record. The transcript has a single exon. NCBI's taxonomy places the organism in Eukaryota, Metazoa, Nematoda, Chromadorea, Rhabditida, Strongyloididae. The coding region runs from base 1 to 1464 and encodes 487 amino acids.